AUGCCUCAGGAAUAUCCAAAAUGCUUCAUAACUGUGGGCACAACAAAAUUCGAUUUACUUUGCGAAUACAUAAUGACCGGACCAGUUCUUACUGCAAUGAAGAACAUUGGUUGUAAACAAAUAACUGUCCAGAUUGGUAAUAGCAAUGUAGAACCUGGUAUUUACGAAAAGAACGAUAUUGAAAUAAAUAUGUACAGGUUUAAAGACUGUAUUCAAGAAGAUAUACGAAACGCUGAUUUGGUUAUAAGUCACGCUGGAGCAGGCAGUUGCUUAGAGACUUUGGAAGCAAACAAACCUCUUUUAGUUGUUGUGAACGAAGAUUUAAUGGACAACCACCAACUAGAGUUGGCAGAGAAACUUCAAACCGACUCUCACUUGUAUUAUUGCACGUGUGACACAUUAGUAAGCACACUAAGUAUGGUUGAUUUUAGUUUGUUAAGUCCAUUCCCUAAAGCAGAUCCGACAAUGUUUCUUAAGUAUCUUGAUAGUGUGUUUAAGGUUAAAAAUAUUGACUGA
Molecule: messenger RNA, 516 nt
Organism: Arctia plantaginis
Lineage: Eukaryota; Metazoa; Arthropoda; Insecta; Lepidoptera; Erebidae
Source: the annotation of a GenBank genome assembly